This is a messenger RNA of Kazachstania africana CBS 2517, 1182 nucleotides long. RefSeq names its product co-chaperone SGT1 (gene SGT1). Bases 1 to 1182 code for a protein of 393 amino acids. Lineage: Eukaryota; Fungi; Ascomycota; Saccharomycetes; Saccharomycetales; Saccharomycetaceae. The transcript has a single exon. Gene Ontology annotation, molecular function: protein-folding chaperone binding. The record is from RefSeq and is a predicted model, not a curated record. Gene Ontology annotation, biological process: protein stabilization.
AUGCCUAUUGAGACUGAUUUGAAGAGAGCGUAUAAGACUCUUUACGAUGAUAAGAACCCGUUGCAGGCUUUAGAGGAUUACGAUACUAUAUUAAAGAACAAUUCACAAAAUAUAACUGCAUUGGUCUAUAAAGCUGCUUCACUGGAGAAACUGUACUAUGGAUUCGCUGAUUGGCACAAUGAGGAAACUUUAGACGGAGCAAAGUCAAGUUUACAGCUAGCCUUGGAAAUUGCAAAGAAUAGAGGAUCUAAAUCAAAGAUAGGUUUUGUUAAUUUCAGAUUUUUCAUACACUAUUUCAAUAAUAAGGAAUACGACGAGGCAAACAAGUUCUUUCAGGAUGCAAAGGCGCAUGGUUACACGGAUCCUACGGUACACAUGUGGGAAGACCGCCUAAAUACAAAAUUGAAGAAACUUGCCAAGAAGAAAGGGGCCACUGUCACUGGGGUGGAUAUAAAUAGGAAAUCUGACUCUGAGGGCAUGUCUUCUGCAAUGAAAGACGCUUCUAAUAUUGCAGCUUCUAAUGCUGGAAUACCAAUACAGAAUCUGGCCUUGCCUGCAACAAACAAUUCAGUUCCACUUCCACAGCCACAAGAUACACCAAAGUUUAGAACUGACUGGUACCAGACCUCAAAUUCAAUAACCUUGUCUUUGUUCACAACUAACCUGCCACCCAAAGAAAGUGACGUAAAUGUAACUAUUUCACGGGAUCAGCAUCUUUCGGUUUCAUUCAAUAUUCCGGAUACAGGUUCUGAAUUCCAAUACAAUGUGAAAUUAGCAAAGGAAGUUGUCUCAACUGAUAUCAAGAUUAAAAUAUUCACUAAAAAAUUAGAAAUAACUUUAGCUAAAAAGGACAACUCUCAAUGGAAUUCAUUAGAAGGUACAUCGGAUGACAGUGACGUUAACAACAAUGACACAACACUAAACUAUCCUACAUCCUCUAAAAGGGCUAUAGAUUGGUCAAAAUUAAACAUAGAUGAUGAAGAUGAUAACGAAGAACAGGGGGGUAGUGUUGAUGGCUUUUUCCAAAAGUUGUACAAAGACGCGGACCCAGAUACUAGAAGAGCAAUGAUGAAGUCAUUUGUUGAAAGUAAUGGUACUGCAUUGAAUACAAAUUGGGAUGAUGUUAAAGAAAAAUCGGUUGAAACAUCACCACCAGAGGGUAUGGAGGUUAAGCAUUGGUAA